Messenger RNA from Dissoconium aciculare CBS 342.82, 1578 nucleotides. Its product is annotated as dimethylaniline monooxygenase (N-oxide forming). Gene Ontology annotation, molecular function: oxidoreductase activity. The record is from RefSeq and is a predicted model, not a curated record. Lineage: Eukaryota; Fungi; Ascomycota; Dothideomycetes; Mycosphaerellales; Dissoconiaceae. The transcript is spliced from 3 exons. Bases 1 to 1578 code for a protein of 525 amino acids.
AUGUACUCGUUCAAAUACCCUCUCUUCACACGUCAACUCUCCUUCUCUACCCUCUUGGACCUUACCGAAAAGCAAGAAGCUCCUCAACCUUACCCUUCAAGGCCAAUCCGACCGCGAGUGGCCAUUAUCGGUGCUGGUAUCACCGGCGUUGCGACAGCAUGUCACAUCAUCGAUGCUGGCUACGACUGCCACAUCUUCGAGGCUGGAUCCGAAGAUCACAUCGGUGGAGUCUGGUCAACAGUCAAUGAAACUUCGAGCCUCCAGGUCCCUUCAUCCUUCUACAAGUUCCACCCGGCCGUCGAGUGGAACAGCCUUUACCCCAACCGACAAGAGAUCAUCGGCCAGGUGAAGAAGCUCUGGGACAACUACGACCUCGCCAAGCGAUCCACAUUCAAUUGCCGUGUCGAGAACACUUACAAGGAGGACGGCAAGUGGUAUGUGAACGACCACUCAUUCGGUGGAUUCGACGGCCUCGUCGCUGCCGUCGGUACCUGUGGUGAGAUGUACAACCCCGGAAUGCUCGGUCAACAACACUUCAAGGGCAAGAUCCUGCACUCUUCGCAAUUGGCGAAGUCCGACGUUCGCGGCAAGAAUGUCUUGGUCAUUGGCGGAGGCGCCAGUGCCGUCGAGGCUCUCGAAUUCGCAGUCGAUAAUGGCGCGUUACAGACCACUGUUCUGGCAAGGUCUGAGAAAUGGUUCCUCCCGAGACACGCGACCCUGAAUGCCGCCCUCGCUGCGACUGUCGGCGACCGAUGGGGCAUCCUCGCCUGGAUCAUCGAAUUCCUUCUCCGACUAUUCUUCUACAAGGAGCUGAGCGAGAUGGCUCCUCCGGUCAACUCCGAGAAGGGUGGGAUCUACUCCGGCACUCCUAUCUGCAACAGCCGCGUCUUCGACCUCAUCAGGAAGGGUCGAUGCAGCUGGGUUCGAGGUGAUGUCCAGCAUCUCACAGAAGACGGUGUCAAAUUCACUCGCCGCAAGCGAGGUGUCGCACCCGGCGGCGAGGGCGAGACCACUAUCGAGAAGGGUCAAGUCGUCAUCAUGGCUACCGGCUUCAAGCGUCCUCAACUCAACUUCCUUCCUCAGAACGUCCGCAGCAGCAAGUACAAGUCACCCAACUGGUACCUCCAAGCAUUCCCUACCGAAGACGCCUCCAUCGCUGCCAUCAACUGCACAUGGCUCGAUGGUAUCGGUAGCAUUGGCGGUGGCCACAUUGGUGUUUACGCUCGUUUCCUCGUUGCCUUCCUCGUCGACCAACAAGCCCGUCCCACAACAUGGAUGAUGCAGCGAUGGGUCGACCUUGUUGAGAUGCUUAAGAGGCCUUACAAGGGUGGCCCACUCGCAUUCGUCACGACCAUGGAGCUCUACUUCUGGUUCCUCUUCAUGGCUGCAGCCCAACCGUCAAUGUGGAAGUGGUUCAAGUUCAUCAUCCAGGGCCCUGAAGAGUCCAACGGCGUACCCGAGCAGUUCAAAGAAGCGCCCAUCAAGACAUCAAAACCAGUCAAGUUCAACCCCAUCUACUACGAUGAAAAGAGCGGACGGAGCGUCGUCGCAGAGACCCCGGUGGUCCUAUCACGAUAG